Molecule: messenger RNA, 1228 nt
Organism: Tachysurus fulvidraco (yellow catfish)
Lineage: Eukaryota; Metazoa; Chordata; Actinopteri; Siluriformes; Bagridae
Gene: mc2r
Product: melanocortin 2 receptor
Exons: 2
Coding region: 196-1134 (312 amino acids)
Biological process (GO): G protein-coupled receptor signaling pathway
Cellular component (GO): membrane
Molecular function (GO): melanocortin receptor activity
Source: RefSeq, a predicted model, not a curated record
AGAAGAAGAAGAAGAAGAAGAAGAAGAAAAGGAAGAAGAAGAAGAAGAAGAAGAAGAAGAAGAAGAAGAAGAAGAAGAAGAAGAAGAAGAAGAAGAAGAAGAAGAAGAAGUAUAUUGGAACAUGAAAUUCAGUGUUGAGGAUAUUAAUCAGAGGAAGGAGAAUCAUCACAAACCAACCCCUUUAACCCAGUCAUCAUGAUUAACAAUACUACUCUGGUCAGAGAGCACACAGACUGCCAUGAAGUUCAGGUUCCCAUCGAGAUCUUCCUCAUCAUUGGUGUUGUAAGCCUGAGUGAAAACCUUCUGGUUGUGGUAGCAGUGAUUCGUAAUAAAAACCUGCACUCUCCCAUGUACUGCUUCAUCUGCAGCCUGGCGGCUUUUAACACCAUCUCCAGCCUCUCCAAAACCUGGGAGAACAUCAUGCUGGUUUUUAGAGACGCUGGCCAUCUGAACUCUCAGGGACCAUCUGAGCUCAGGAUAGACAAUGUGAUGGACACUCUGCUCUGCAUGUCAUUUCAAGGCUCCAUCUUUAGUUUCCUGGCAAUCGCUGUGGAUCGCUACAUUACUAUAUUCCACACGUUACAGUACCACACGCUCAUGACUAUGCAGCGCACGGUGUCCAUCCUGAUCACAAUCUGGGCCCUGUGUGGUUUCAGUGGUGCUCUCAUGAUCACGUUCUUUGAAACUACAGUGGUGAUGAUCUUCUUCAUUGUGCUCUUCUUAGCAGCUCUGUUCCUUACCCUCCUACUCUAUGUGCAUAUGUUUUUGCUGGCGCAGUAUCAUGCAGGCAGGAUCGCAUCAAUGCCAGGAGCCGCUGGGCACCGCAGGAAGCGUGGCCUGAGAGGGGCACUCACACUUACCAUUCUUUUUGGUGUGUUUGUGGUCUGCUGUGCUCCUUUCUUCCUCCACCUCCUGAUUAUUAUGGUAUGCCCCAAAAACCCAUACUGUGAGUGUUAUCGGUCUCUCUUCCAGCUGCAUGUGGUGCUGCUGAUAAGUCAUGCAGUUAUUGAUCCAGCUAUUUAUGCCUUCAGGAGCGCUGAGCUACGAAACACCUUCCGGAAAAUGUUCUCCUGCUUAACGGAAGCUCAGAAUUAUGUCCAUGGCACAUGUGAAUUUGUAAUAUCAUUUGCAUGACUAAACCAUAAGUGUUCCUUAUAAAUCAAAAAAUAAAGGAGGCAGACAGAACUCCGGUUACAACAUUUAUUUAAAAUCUCCUGGUCACCUAUUC